GCCUUGUGUUGUGUCUGAAGUCGGUUCUAUCUGUAUUUCUAAUCUCUAGUCUUAUUUAUUCUUCACCAGCAUGAAUGAUAUUUACAGAUUAAGUCGCAGGAUGUUGUCUGGGAUAUUUCAAAUGCAUGGUCGUUUCUGUGCUGCCCAUCCAUGGGAGGUAAUAGUUGGAACACUGACUGUCACUAUCUGUAUGAUGUCAAUGAAUAUGUUUACUGGCAAUGAUAAGAUAUGUGGAUGGAAUUAUGAUUGCUCUCAAAAUGAGGAUAUAAUGAGUUCUGAUAUCAUAAUAAUGACAAUCACACGAUGCUUGGCUGUAUUCUAUAUUUAUUUGCAAUUUCAAAAUUUACGUAGAAUUGGAUCAAAAUAUAUCUUGGGUAUUGCAGGGCUAUUUACUAUGUUUUCAAGCUUUGUGUUCAGCACUGCAGUAGUGAAUUUUAUGGACAAGGAAGUCACAGGAUUACAUGAGGCAAUGCCAUUCUUUCUACUUCUGAUUGACCUCUCUAAGGCCAGUGCUUUGGCUAAAUUUGCAUUGAGUGCAUCAUCACAGAAAGAAGUACGAGAAAACAUUGCCAGUGGCAUGGCUAUACUUGGUCCUGUUAUAACCUUGGAUGCUGUUGUUGAAUCGUUAGUUAUUGGUGUUGGAACGCUAUCAGGUGUUAAACAACUUGAAGUCAUGUGUUGUUUUGGUUGUCUUUCCGUUGUUGCCAACUAUUUAGUAUUCAUGACAUUCUUUCCUGCCUGCCUGUCGUUGGUAUUAGAGCUUACAGAGGAAAUGAAAGAAGGCCGACCAGUGUGGCAACUCAGUCAGUUUGCUAAGGUUUUAGAAGAAGAAGAAGACAAGAAGCCAAACCCAGUUGUACAGCGUGUUAAAAUCAUUAUGUCUGCAGGAUUGGUAUUGGUGCAUGCACACAGUAGAUGGAUUGCCACAUCAUCUGAUCCAUCAAUGCAUAAUAAUCAACCACUGUUUGAUAUGAAUGAUAAUAAAAGAAUUCAACCAGAUAUUCCAUUAUGGCAGUUUUAUAUCACCAGGGCAUUCACAAUGAACAUAGAACAAAUAGUUACCCUUACAUUGGCUCUUUUGUUGUCAGUUAAAUAUAUAUUCCUAGACAAGGGUGAGGCUAAACGAACUGUUGUCAUGACAACACCUGUAAAAUGUCUUGACAAUGAAACCAAAUCAGGAGACAAUGUUAUUUCAGGAAAGUUACAUGUGGAUAAAAAUGAUGUUAGUCAUACAUUGGAAAAUUCAUGUCAAGAUGGAAAUGAUAUAAACCCUGAAUUAAACUCACUUAGCCAUCAGAAAGUAGAAACCUUUACAAUGUCUGCAUUACAGAUGAGUGGUGGCCUUAGAAGUAGUUUAUUAGCUGACGGUAUGACCAGAGCACCAGUGGUUCGUUUACCCAGUGCACAGCUAGCAAGUGAAGUGAAAAAAUGGCUAGAAGACCAUGAUAACUUUGAACUUGUUGGAGAGAGUUUCAACUCCACCAGUAGAUUUGCCCGUCUUCAAAGGCUGCAGAUUGCUGUUGCUGGUAGAUUAGUUUAUAUUCGUUUCCAAGCUAUAACUGGUGAUGCCAUGGGUAUGAAUAUGGUUUCAAAGGCAGUUGAGAAGUCUUUACUUUUAUUAAAAGAUCAUUUUCCAGAGUUGGAGGUUCUCAGUUUAAGUGGCAACUAUUGUACGGAUAAAAAAUCAGCAGCUAUGAAUUGGAUAGAAGGGCGUGGCAAGUCUGUUGUGUGUGAGGCAACUAUUCCCGCUCAUGUUGUUGAAAAGGUUCUUAAAACGUCAGCUAAUGCCUUGGUUGAUCUGAAUAUUAGUAAAAAUUUAGUUGGUUCUUCUAUGGCUGGAAGUAUUGGAGGAUUCAAUGCACAUGCAGCGAAUAUUGUCGCAGCUAUUUACAUUGCCACUGGACAGGAUGCUGCACAAGUUAUUUCAAGUUCUAGUUGUAUAACAUUAAUGGAGACCACAGGCCCAAUGCAAAAUGAUUUAUAUAUAACCUGUACAAUGCCAUCAGUGGAGGUCGGUACUGUCGGUGGCGGUACAAUUCUCCAACCUCAGUCUGCUUGUCUAGAUGUAAGUUAUUAUCAAAAUUCUAGAAAGUGCCUGGAUUUACCUACUUUU
Messenger RNA from Saccoglossus kowalevskii, 2113 nucleotides. RefSeq names its product 3-hydroxy-3-methylglutaryl-coenzyme A reductase-like. The record is from RefSeq and is a predicted model, not a curated record. Gene Ontology annotation, cellular component: peroxisomal membrane; endoplasmic reticulum membrane. Gene Ontology annotation, biological process: coenzyme A metabolic process; isoprenoid biosynthetic process; sterol biosynthetic process. Lineage: Eukaryota; Metazoa; Hemichordata; Enteropneusta; Harrimaniidae. Gene Ontology annotation, molecular function: NADP binding; protein binding; hydroxymethylglutaryl-CoA reductase (NADPH) activity.